GCGACAGCCGUCUACAAGGGAGGCUGUCCGUUUUGUACCCUGCUCCAACGUCGUGGCCGUGGGGUUGAAUCACUAGGCAACCAGCAGUGCGCGUCCUGACAUCCAGUGACACGUGUAAAGGACAGCGUCCCGGUGCGUGUUCGGUUCGUUUUGCUGUUGAUGUUGUUUGUUGUUACUUGGGAACUGACUGUGCCCAGUCAUCUCUUGUCAUAUCACAGUUCUUAGCUGUUUAUACACAAAGGACGCAGCCUCUAGGCAUCUCCUUCGCGCGUUCAUUUGUAUCACCUCAUCUGAACCUCGAAACACUGAUCAAAACAGAAUUAUGAGAAUUUAAUUUUUGGUAAAUAUUUCGAGAUAUAUAUAUAUAUUUUAUCCGUGAAAAGUGAUAUAUUUAUGUAGAAAGCUUAAAUUAUGUAUCGUUUUUAAAAAUCUACAUAUUAGAAAGUAAUUUUAUUGUACUUUUGGGCAUCGAGAAGGUUUAAAUUUAUAUUCUUGAACGUUGAACAUUUUACGAACUACAGACUAGAAAUACUGAAGUUGAACCUGCAACGGACAUUGAAUACUAGGCACUUUCAGAACUGACUGCAUUGUCCCUGGUAGAAAAGAGGCGAGUCAUAAAACGUUGAAAAUUUCUGAUACGGGAAGGAAGUUCCUACUUGAAGCGAAGUCGAGACGGAGACGAAACACUUUGCGUGCUGAAACCGUACAACCUGGAAGAAGUUCAACCAGUGACAUAAAGAGGGAUGUUUUCGGGCUCACGCCGUAGUCUUUGGUAAAAGUGAAGUUUAACGGGCGACACAAAGUUCGACCGUCUUUCGAACUGAAGACGCAGUCCCUGAUAGAACGAAAGCUGAGCCAGCGACGGACGAAGACGAAGAAGGGACAGACGAAUUCGCCUCGUGACGAAGAGUGCAGCUGAAUGCCAGCAAGUCUGUUGCCGUAUCUUCCGGUGACGCUCGGAGCAAGAUCCCCGUCAGCAGGUGUCCCAAUGUUAGCCAUGUCAACGCUGAUGAUGCCUGCAGCCACGAUGACCACCAUGACGAACCCGGGACCCAUUCCCGUGGCUCAGGCAAAGUUCGCUGCCGGCGGUGGUGGGGGUGUCGGAGGAGUCGUUGGGGAACGAACUGGGGGCGAACCCAACGGCAAACUUGCCCCGUUGAACCACAACACAACUGGGAACAAAUCAGAACACUACCACAUAUUUGUCGGAGACCUCAGUCCAGAGAUUGAAACUCAGACACUUAGAGAAGCAUUUGCGCCUUUCGGUGAGAUUUCCGACUGCAGAGUGGUGAGAGACCCUCAGACUUUGAAGUCCAAAGGUUAUGGGUUCGUGUCCUUCGUCAAAAAAGCGGAGGCAGAGAGCGCUAUUGCUGCCAUGAACGGUCAGUGGCUGGGCAGCAGGAGCAUCCGGACCAACUGGGCAACCAGGAAGCCUCCCGCCCCCAAGAAUGAAGUGAACGCGAAGCCACUCACGUUCGAUGAGGUGUACAACCAGUCAAGCCCCACCAACUGCACGGUGUACUGCGGGGGUCUCACCAAUGGCCUCACUGAGGAACUCAUGCAGAAAACCUUCUCAGCUUUCGGAAACAUCCAGGAGAUCCGAGUUUUCAAGGACAAGGGCUACGCCUUCGUCAGAUUCUCGACCAAGGAGUCAGCUACCCACGCCAUCGUGGCUGUUCACAACACGGAUAUCAAUGGUCAGACGGUGAAGUGUUCCUGGGGAAAGGAAUCCGGAGAUCCUAACAACGCCCAGGCUACCGGACAGGUGAGUGAACAGCCCCUGACAGGAGCACAGUAUCCGUACGCGUAUGGCCAACAGAUGGGGUACUGGUACCCUCAGAGCUACCCUGCCACAGCAGCAACGGCAGCUGCAGCGCAGAUGCAGGGCCAGUUCCUGCAGGGGAUGCAGGGGUACACGUAUGGACAAUUCGGCUACCAGCAGGGAUAUAUGGGCAGAAUGGGGAUGCAACUUCCGGCGGCUUGGCAGGGGAUGCCCGGCCAGCCUCAGAUUCCGGCCGCCGCCCAGCAGAUGGCAGCAGCGGCGCAAGGGGCAGCUAUGCAGCAACCUGGAGGAAUGAUGGCCUAUCCAAUGCAACAGUUUCAGUUAUCUGAUGACGAUUGGUUAGCCCCUAGUCUACUGGUUUGAUGGUAAGGAUGGUGCAGCCCACAAGAACCACAACAAAGUGCGUGAGGUUGGGGUAUGUGCAUGCCCCUCCGUCACCACAUCGACCCUCCCUCAUCCCUCCUGCGGAGCCACGAAAGACAAGUGGAGAAGACACGCCAAUUUGCAUGCUAACAUAUAAAUACUGGAACCAUCAGCAGACGCUACAAGAACGCCUCGGCGCUAUGCACUGAAAAUUGUGAACAAAAUAUAAAGAGUGAAGAACAAUUGUUUGUCUUACAUAUAUAUAAAGCACUAUAUAAAUAUAACCUAGAAACAUGAAGAUAUGUGAAAUGUAAAAAAAAUUGGGUGGGGCUUAUUUUCAUAGUACCGAUUAACAAGAGGUUACCAUGGUUUGCGUGUAGUUGUUAAUGAUGUGGGGGAAAUAUAUAACGAGGAGAGGAUAUCUCUUUAAUAUGUACAAAGUUCAGUGUUACAAACGAAAACAAGAACCUACCCAAUGUAGUUUGUAGAAAAACACACCCUAGGCCAUAACAGGAAGGGUUUGUUGUUGGUCAUCUAUAAAAAUAUACAAAAAUACCAAAAAAUAUAAUCACGUAACCAAAUUAGCAACUGGUAGCAUAGAUUUUAAAUGUAGUGUUGAAACAUAGAGCAAUGUAACCCAGUGUUCUAUCUGUAUCCGCCAUGAGAUGCAUACUGAGAUGUCAAAUCUACAAUAUGCAAGGGAAUUUUACAUUUAAAACUGGUAAAAGCCAUAAUAACGAAAAAUAUAACAUAUAUCAGGCAAAAGAUCGCUAUUCAUUAGAAUUUAGCUUUGUCAUAGGAAACAAAACAAUUAGUGUUAGUGUUGUAGCUACUAUCAGACGGUUUGUAUAUAUAUAUUAGCAUUUCAUAUUCCUUCUGCAUGCUUCAGGUUUGACAUCCCGGCAGCUACAGUGAGUAUAGUGUAACAUGUACACACCCACAUCCCAAUUCUACCCCUCCAUUACCUGCCCUCUGCCCCACCACCGAGCUCCGUGGUACAUCUGUAAAAGAUGGCACCUUCCAAAUCAACCAGGAGUCAAUACUCUGUACUGGUUUUGUGCAAGUGGUUUCAUAUGUUAUUUAGUUAUAGUAUCAAAGACGUACAGCUAAUAUUAACGAAACAUUUUAAAGAAACCAUCGAAAAGUCACGUGAUUUGAAGCAAUUCAUUAUCAUAAUUUAAUAUGUUAAAAUUUAAUGUACAAUGCGGGAAGUAUCUAGAUGGAUAUUUGCGUUAUUUUAAUAAAGAUAUUUGCAUUCAAAUUGAAUAAACCGCUUAUAUGAAAUUACUAUAAAAAUCUGAUUAGUUAAACAGAGAGAUUAAAAAGAAAGGUAGUGUUUUAUUGCAAAUUUUAAGUAAAUGUUCCAGUUUGAUAUAUUUGCAAAUAUUUUGUAUGGUUAGACUUUUCUUAUUUUAUACAAAGUGACUAUUUUUGUUAUGCCUUUCAAACGAUAAAAUUCAAGUUAUUUCAUAAAUAUACAUAUAAGGAACAUAAAAAAAAUUUGGAGUAGCGCGAUACGAAAUUCUGCUUUCAAUCUUCCAUUAUUUUAACUUUGGAGCGUUCUACCAGAUGGAUCUUCCUCCCCCAACUACUCCUCUCCUGUCCCGUACAAUAUGUUAAUACUUUAUGAAAUUUCAGGUUAAGUAGUUCUACAGAAAUUUUGUUCUCAUGAAAAAGGCAUGCAGUUAUUUGCAUUGCAUGAAGGUAUCCUAACAAAUAUAUAUUUAUAACAUUACAAAAGGUAGAAAUAACCUGAAAUAGAGAAGAUAUAUCUAGCCAUGGGAUUCGAGCAAUCAAAUUAUAUAAUGAACCACCACUGCGAGAUUUGGCAAGACGGUAAAUCGUUUCACGGUGCUACUUUUAUCCAAAGAAACAAACUGUUUUAAUGUUCAGAGACUGUAAAUGAUAUUGUCCCCUUCCGUUUUGAUUUAACUGAUGACCAGAUCUGCUGGCUGAUAAGAGCAGAUGGAAAUUGGUGAUAUGUGCUUUACUCUAUACAUAGAGAGGGAUAAUCGGUUUCCUUUGAGCGUAAAUAAAAUUUAUCAAGUUCA
Messenger RNA from Cryptotermes secundus, 4197 nucleotides. RefSeq names its product nucleolysin TIA-1. Gene Ontology annotation, molecular function: mRNA binding. Gene Ontology annotation, cellular component: cytosol. The record is from RefSeq and is a predicted model, not a curated record. Bases 920 to 2146 code for a protein of 408 amino acids. Lineage: Eukaryota; Metazoa; Arthropoda; Insecta; Blattodea; Kalotermitidae. The transcript is spliced from 9 exons.